GUGUCAAAAGCGGCAGCAGACCUGAUGGCGUACUGCGAAGCCCACGCCAAGGAGGACCCUCUAUUGACCCCCGUCCCGGCCUCAGAAAACCCCUUUAGAGAGAAGAAGUUCUUCUGCGUGAUCCUGUAAACCCUGGAGGAGCCUGACCGGCACUCAGGCCACCCUGAACACUGAUGUAGAGUUUUUAGGAACGGGGACGACCUGCUAGUCCGCAGAAUUCAAACAAAAAUAAGUAAAAUACACGGCCUGGAAGCUACAGAGAUGUGCAUGUUUAAAGAACCUGGCCACCUUUGGGGGAAUAAGAUGAUCUGCAUUGCGAGGCAAAAGAUCUGAAGUCUGUAGAGUUGCCUAGAAAGAAAAAAAAAAA
Phaethon lepturus (White-tailed tropicbird) is the source of this 367-nucleotide messenger RNA. RefSeq names its product guanine nucleotide-binding protein G(I)/G(S)/G(O) subunit gamma-2. The annotation marks the transcript as partial. Gene Ontology annotation, cellular component: heterotrimeric G-protein complex. Gene Ontology annotation, biological process: G protein-coupled receptor signaling pathway. NCBI's taxonomy places the organism in Eukaryota, Metazoa, Chordata, Aves, Phaethontiformes, Phaethontidae. The transcript has a single exon. Gene Ontology annotation, molecular function: G-protein beta-subunit binding. The record is from RefSeq and is a predicted model, not a curated record.